Messenger RNA from Zymoseptoria tritici IPO323, 1942 nucleotides. RefSeq lists its product as uncharacterized. Gene Ontology annotation, biological process: inositol phosphoceramide metabolic process; translation; sphingolipid biosynthetic process. The record is from RefSeq and is a predicted model, not a curated record. Gene Ontology annotation, molecular function: structural constituent of ribosome; inositol phosphoceramide synthase activity. NCBI's taxonomy places the organism in Eukaryota, Fungi, Ascomycota, Dothideomycetes, Mycosphaerellales, Mycosphaerellaceae. The coding region runs from base 11 to 1942 and encodes 643 amino acids. Gene Ontology annotation, cellular component: inositol phosphoceramide synthase complex; ribosome. The transcript has 3 exons.
UGUCACCACCAUGGCGGCCUACCCGUCCUCCACCGGCGACGGCUCCGCGACACGAUUCUCACUCCCACGAUUACCUUUCUCGCUACCAUCAAUACCUCUCCACGUCCCACAUCGAAUACGGAGGCGAUUUCGAGCCACGAAGUCGAAAAUCAGCGCCCGAUCCUCACCCACCUCCUCCAUCGCCUCUCUCGAGACCUCCUUCAACCCGAUAAACACCAUUCGAGCCCUGCGAACACAUCACUGGACGAAAUAUGACGCACAAUACCUCUUUCUGGCUGCGAUUGGUCUCUUUGCUCUCUGCAUGAUUGAACACCCGGGACCGUUGAAGAAAGGACUGGUGGCCACAGCUUUGUUGACCGGCCUGGCAAUACCCAUAACACGGCAGUUUCUGCUGCCUUUCUUGCCUAUAGCAGGCUGGUUAGUCCUCUUCUUCGCCUGCCAAUUCAUACCACCGGCAUACCGACCACGCAUUUGGGUACGGGUUCUGCCUGCGCUGGAGAAUAUACUAUACGGCGCUAACUUGAGCAACAUCCUCUCUGCACACAAGAACUCGUUCCUAGACGUGCUCGCAUGGCUGCCAUACGGGAUAACGCACUUUGGAGCACCAUUCGUCUGUUCUGGCAUCAUGUUCAUUUUCGGCCCGCCAGGUACCACUCCCACUUUCGCGAGAGCAUUUGGAUACAUGAACAUCACCGGUGUCAUGAUCCAGAUCAUGUUCCCGUGCAGUGCACCGUGGUAUGAGAACCUCUACGGCCUGGCACCCGCGAACUACUCCAUCCCCGGAUCUCCCGCAGGUCUGGCAGCCAUUGACAAGCUGUUCGGGAUUGACCUCUACACAUCCACCUUCACCGCAUCACCCCUCGUCUUUGGCGCAUUUCCAUCGCUUCAUUCUGGAAACGCCACGAUCGAAGCCCUCUUCAUGUCACACACCUUCCCGAAACUCCGCCCGCUCUUCACUUUCUACGUCCUCUGGAUGUGGUACGCCACGAUGUAUCUCAGCCACCACUACGCCGUAGAUCUCGUCGGCGGCAGCGUCAUCGCCGCAAUCGCCUACUUCAUCGCCAAAGGCAGCUAUCUUCCUCGUCUGCAACCGGGCAAGAUGUUCCGUUGGGACUACGAUUACGUUGAGCACGGCGAAUUGAAUGAAUCCUAUGCGUACGGUCUCACGGAUCUGGACGACUACGAGCUGGCCCUCCGCGGUGAUAGCGAUGAGUGGACAAUUGGCUCCAGCUCGAGUUUCUCCUCCUCCAGCCGCGAGCCCUCCACUGGCAUGCGCUCUCCGAUCGGCGACAACGAGCAAUGGGAAGGCGAAACUCUCGCUGCCUCCCUUUCAUCAAUGCCCGAGCUCGACAUCCAUCCUCUCGCAACCCGCACCUCUCCUCAUCCACCGCAUCCCCCAAAAAUCAUGGCCAAACGCGUCGUCCAAGGCGACCAAAUCGUCAAACUCAUCGUCGGCGCCGGCCAAGCCUCGCCUUCACCUCCCGUUGGUCCAGCGCUAGGUUCCAAAGGCGUGAAGUCCAUGGACUUUUGCAAGGAGUUCAACGCUCGCACAGCAAACUACAUCCCCGGCACCCCCGUCCCCGCGCGCGUCACCGUCCGCCCGGACCGUUCCUUCCACUUCGAGCUCCGCACGCCUCCCACCGCGACCCUCCUCCUCUCCGCCGCCGGCGUCUCCCCGACGAAGAACAAACUCAAAGGAGCGGGUAAUACCGCGGGACCGAAAGCGAGGGGCGCAGGUGCGAUGGGGAAGAGCACGCAUUCGGGCGGUGCGCCGCCGGGGAAUAGUAUGUUGGGGAGCGUGGGCACGGUGAGUCUGAAGCAUGUGUGGGAGAUUGCGAGGAUCAAGCAGAGUGAGCAGAGGUUGAGUGGGUUGGAGUUGAGGGGGGUGGUGAAGAGUGUUGUGGCGCAGGCGGGGAGUUGUGGGGUUUUGGUUGUGCCUUGA